Eucalyptus grandis is the source of this 5166-nucleotide messenger RNA. RefSeq lists its product as uncharacterized. Gene Ontology annotation, biological process: DNA integration. The record is from RefSeq and is a predicted model, not a curated record. Gene Ontology annotation, molecular function: RNA-DNA hybrid ribonuclease activity; nucleic acid binding. NCBI's taxonomy places the organism in Eukaryota, Viridiplantae, Streptophyta, Magnoliopsida, Myrtales, Myrtaceae.
AUGGAGGAAAGGGUAUUAAGAAUGAUAGAGGCCGGAAUAAUCGUGUACGCCGGCCACACCGGCAUGGUCUCUACCAUAUCGCAAGUCGUCAUCAAUUGGGAUGAAGAAUUUGCCACACUAAACGCAAAGAGGGAGAAGGAGGAUUCCACCCCACCUGAGGGCGUCUUUGAAGGGAAAGGAGCUAUAGUUCAAGCAUCGACAGCAGAAGCAGCUAUAGUCAUUGAGAUCCCCCAGCCCUACAAAUACGAAGGCAACAAUGCAGUACCAUGCCAAUACGCGGCUGCCAAACCCGUCACUGACGAAGAAGCCAAGGAGUUUUUGGCCGUAGUUAAAGCCAGCGAGUACAAUGUGGUGGAACGAUUACGGAAAUCACCAGCACAGAUCUCUUUGUUAGAAUUACUUCAGACAUCUGUCAAGCAUCAAAAAUCCCUCAUGAAGGUACUAAGUGAAGUACAUGUUCCUGAAAUGAUUGAACAUGACAAACUUGAGGAGUUUGUCAGUACCAUCCUUCUAAAAGAUCAAAUGGCAUUUUCUGAUGAAGAGAUCCCCGAGGAGGGUAGAGGACACACCAAAGGCCUCUACAUAUCAGUCAAGUGCAACGCAUCUCACGUCGCUCGAGUACUGAUUGACAAUGGAUCUGCUCUUAACAUAUGUCCACUAGCAACACUAUGUCGUCUUAAAAUAGAGACAUCACGAAUCCAGACACCCAAAACUUCCGUUCGAGCAUUCGAUGGGACAAAGAAGGAAACAGUGGAAGAGAUCGAGCUUGACGUUCAAAUAGGCCCAACCAUAUUCAAAAUUUUGUUCCAAGUGAUGGAUAUCCCCACUGCGUUCAAUUUCCUCUUAGGCCGCCCAUGGAUCCACGUCGCUGGAGCAGUACCUUCAAGCCUCCACCAAAAUGUAAAGUUCGUGAUUGGAGGAAAACUGAUCACGAUCCGCGGAGAAGAAGAUCACCGCAUCUACCAUGAGAUGGCCAUCCCUUAUGUUGAACCUGGUGACAAAAAUGAAUCCAGCUAUCAAUCGUUCAAGCUUGUGUCUACUAUACACGAAACUCAAGGGACUCCACCCCAUGUCCCCGAAAUAUCAAGCACUGCGAUCAUGGUAGGGAAAAUCAUGACUGGAUACGGUUUUAUCUCGGGUCAAGGGCUCGGCAGGGGAAACCAAGGCAUCCGCGAGCCUAUCAAAGCCUUGAGGAGACCUCACACCAUCGGUUUAGGAUAUCAGGAGCAGUACCAUGAAGGAAAAGCAAAAAAGAAGACCAGCCUCGUAUACCCUCGCCUUGAGGAAACCUUCCCAGGCCCUGCAAAGAUGAUGCAUGAGGAAGAAGAAAUGAUCGGCGUUCCAAAACAAUUCAACCAUGAAAGCAUGAAGUUUCCUAUUUACCUGGGCAUAGGUCAGAAGAGCAUAACUCAGCCUGUACUUACAAAGAAAGAAGGGCCAGAUGACGUGACUACCAUGUUUGGGGACCUUUUCGUAGGUGCCAUUGAGGAGGAACAGCUAGAAGAAGCAGGCGAUAGCUUCUCGUUCACCCAGCUUCAGCGUCAAGUCGAUGAACUACGCGAUAGCAUAUACCACUUGACAGAAAAUUUUGUUCAAGCUGCCCGAGAAGUAGGACACUCACUAGAUGAUUGUACCAUCCUGAGAGACAAGAUUCAAGAUCUUUUAGAUGCUGGGGUAUUCACGUUCCGCUCCCCGUGGCUAUGUUAUGGCAAAGAUGACCUCCUUGUGAGCGUCAUCCUUGAUGGAUGGGGAGGCAUGGACGAUCUGAAAUUCACAAAGCUGGGAGCACAAGGAGGCGUGACUGGUGACUGGAAUAAUCUAGCGGCAGGCGAGGGUAUGGGAACGGUCCAAACCAACACCGUAAGUAGCCAUGAUAGCAAUUCUAAAGACUCGGAUGAUGAUUUUGAUGAUUCCGAUGAAAUUCAACGGAAUUGGGAGCGCCACGAAGAAGCAAGGCCCCCUACUACUGAAGACACCGUCAUUGUCAAUUUAGGUAGCACAGAAGGUCCAAGGGAGAUAAAGAUCGGCGCGAACCUUCCUAAAGAAGAAGCUGCAAGCUUAAUUGCCCUCCUAAAGAGGUAUCAAGACGUAUUUGCAUGGUCAUAUGCCAAUAUGCCAGGCCUUGAUCCAAUGAUCGUGGAGCAUAGCUUGCCAACCAACCCUGAUGUAGCCCCCAAGAAGCAACGACUAAGAAGAACCAAGCCGGAAUUGUCAAAAAAGAUUGAAGAAGAAGUAAUGAAGCUCCUCAAAGAGAAGAAGGGUGGUCGAAUUCGGGUUUGUGUUGACUACCGCGACUUGAACAAAGCAAGUCCAAAAGAUGAUUUCCCGCUACCCCACAUAGACGUUCUUGUGGAUAGUACUGCUGGAUUCAAACUUUUCUCUUUCAUGGAUGGAUUCUCAGGAUACAACCAAAUAAGGAUGAAAGAAGAAGACAAAGAAAAAACGGCAUUCAUCACUCCAUGGGGAACCUUCCACUACAAGGUCAUGCCUUUUGGCCUGAAAAAUGCAGGAGCAACUUACCAACGUGCCAUGGUCACCCUUUUCCAUGACAUGAUGCACAAAGAAAUUGAAGUAUAUGUCGAUGACAUGAUCGCCAAAACCAGACAUGGAGAAGACCAUGUGAAGACCGUAGAGAAAUUAUUCGAUCGGCUUCGCCAGUUCAAGUUGCGCUUGAACCCGGCAAAAUGUGUGUUCGGGGCAACUUUUGGCAAAUUACUUGGGUUCAUUGUGAGCUGUGAAGGGAUAGAAGUAGACCCGUCAAAAACCAAGGCGAUAUUUGAGAUGCCUCCUCCCUCGACUGUAAAAGAAGUCCUGAGCCUCCUAGGAAGAUUAAAUUACAUUGCGCGAUUCAUUUCCCAACUUUCUGAAACUGCAAAACCUUUCUUUAAGCUUCUCAGGAAGGAUGCACAAAUCAAAUGGGAUGACGACUGCCGCCUGGCGUUCGAAAAUCUAAAGCAGUACCUGAUGAAACCCCCAGUUUUAGUACCCCCGACUCCAGGACACCCUUUGACUCUCUACCUUACCAUCAACAGUGAAUCCCUAGGUGCAAUGUUGGCACAGAAGGGCCCCCAUGAUGGGAAGGAGCGAGCCAUUUACUAUUUGAGUAAAAAGUUCACCACAUCGGAGCAAAACUACUCCAAAUCAGAAAAAACAUGCGCUACGUUGGUAUGGGUGUUGCACAGACUCCGGCUGUACACUUUGCAUUACCUAACAUUCCUUGUAACUGAGAGUGACCCGAUCAAGUAUUUGCUCGGUCGCCCGGCAUUGGUGGGAAAAUUGGCCAAAUGACAAAUCAUGAUCUCAGAAUUUGACAUCCAAGUGAUGUCGCAAAAAUCAGUUAAAGGUCGGGUGAUUGCUGAUAUGUUAGCAGAUUGCCCUAAAGAAGAACGCGAGGAUAAUUCCCCAGACGACCGAAUUUCAACAAUAGAAGAGGACACAUGGACUAUGUUCUUCGACGGAGCUGUAAAUUUGUCAGGUUCCGGCACCGGGGCAGUCUUGAUAUCCCCAAAUGGGCAGCAUUAUCCUGUGGCUACAAAAUUGAUAUUUCCAUGCACCAACAAUAUAGCUGAAUAUGAAGCAUGCAUCCUCGGCCUGCAGGCGGCUAUUGAAAUGGAAAUAACAAAACUAAAAGUGUUUGGUGACUCCGCCUUAAUUAUUCUCCAGAAUGUGGGCGAGUGGAAGACAAGAGACGCCAAACUUGUACCUUAUCACGAAUACUUGGAAGAAUUGGUGGGAGAAUUCCAGGACGUCUCGUUUGAAUACCUACCUAGAAUUCAUAAUCAGUUCGCUGAUGCGCUAGCAACGUUAUCAUCUAUGUUACAAGUAAUAGAAGGGUUAGAAGUGGAGCCUUUGAAGAUUGAAGUCCUGGCAAGACAAGCUCAUUGCAUGACUAUAACUGAAGUACCCGACGGGAAACCCUGGUAUUAUGAUAUCAUGAAAUAUGUCAAGAAGCAGGAAUUCCCUAAAGAAAGCACUCCCUCGGAUCGAAAAUACCUAGUGAAAAUGGUUUCGAGGUUCUUCGUCAGCAGUGAAAAUUUGUACAAAAGAUCAUAUGACUCAAUCCUGUUAAGGUGUGUGGAUGCAAAUGAAGCCGCACAAAUAAUGCAACAAAUACAUGAGGGAGUAUGUGGCCCUCACAUGAAUGGACGUAUGUUGGCUAAGAAAAUAAUGAGAUUAGGUUAUUAUUGGCUCCCCUUAGAGGGCGAUUAUGCCCAGCAUGUGCGAAGCUGUCAUCGUUGUCAGAUUCACGGGGACAAGAUAAAUGUCCCUCCAACUGAAUUGCAUCAGUUAUCUAAGCCGUGUCCAUUUUCAAUGUGGGGCAUCGAUGUAAUUGGCCCAAUCAAUCCGAAGGCAUCAAACGGGCACCGAUUCAUUUUGGUCGCAAUCGAUUACUUCUCAAAAUGGAUCGAGGCCGCAUCCUAUGCAAGCGUAACUGCACGAAACGUUAUGAAGUUCAUCAAACGUGACAUAAUCGCCCGUUAUGGCAUACCGGAAGCUAUCGUCACCGACAAUGGGUCAAACCUAAACAACAAGUUGAUUGAUCAAUUGUUUUCUGAGUUCAAAAUCCAACAUCUGAACUCAUCCCCUUAUCGUCCACAAAUGAAUGGAGCCGUGGAAGCCGCCAACAAGAAUAUCAAGAGAAUCCUAUCCAAGACAGCUGAAAACUACCGCGACUGGCAUGAGAGGUUACCCUUCGCACUAACAACAUAUCGAACUUCGAUUCGAACUUCCACUGGGGCAACGCCUUUUUCCCUAGUUUACGGCAUGGAGGCGGUUUUGCCCGUGGAAGUAGAAAUCCCUUCCCUGCGAAUUUUAUCCCAAGCAGGAUUGUCCAAGGAAGAAUGGACACAACAAAGGCUUGAGCAACUGAAUAUGAUCGACGAAAAGCGACUGAAAGCCCUCUGUCAUGGUCAGUGUUACCAGCAGAGGGUAGCUCGAUCAUUCAAUCAAAAGGUACGACCCAAGCACUUUGAGGUAAACGAGCUAGUCUUGAGAAAGACACUGCCAAUCUUUCUAGAGCCCGGAGGCAAGUUCGCCCCAAAUUACAAGGGUCCUUAUGUAAUAAAGAAGAUACUCCUCGGAGGAACCUUGAUCCUAACUGAGAUGGAUGGGCGAGAAUUCUCUAAACCAGUUAAUUCCGAUGCUGUGAAAAAGUGCUACCCUUGA